Durusdinium trenchii is the source of this 369-nucleotide messenger RNA. NCBI's taxonomy places the organism in Eukaryota, Dinophyceae, Suessiales, Symbiodiniaceae. The record is from the annotation of a GenBank genome assembly.
AUGCCAGGUGAGGAAGCUUUAGCCAUCCACGGGCCAACGGAUAGAGAAUUCGGAAUGCUCAAGAGCCUCAAGAAUGGCGACUACGAGUUCUUGGGCUCCGGCCGCUGCAUCCGCUUCCAAAGUAGUUCUGGUCGUCUCAAUGUCGUGGACGAAGACACUCGGCUCAUGGCUCUCUGCGAGUCCGAGAAAGGAACACGGCAGAUCAGGCCAGAUGCUGGCAGGGAGACGGCUCAAAUUGUUUUGCUCGUCGUUGUUUGCAGGACAAUUUGGACAUUUGAGGACUACUUACUACUCCAACUUACUACAUGUCUCACGGGCUGCGACACCAUGACCUCAACCUUCAAGGUCCUGGAAAUGCUGUCUUCUUAG